Messenger RNA from Colletotrichum siamense, 354 nucleotides. RefSeq lists its product as uncharacterized. The transcript has 3 exons. The record is from RefSeq and is a predicted model, not a curated record. The coding region runs from base 1 to 354 and encodes 117 amino acids. Lineage: Eukaryota; Fungi; Ascomycota; Sordariomycetes; Glomerellales; Glomerellaceae.
AUGGCUCGACACGAAAAACGGAUCGGCUCCCGAACGAUUGGAUUUGCCACAGAGACAAGGGGGAAUGUGGCUGAAGUACCCAUAAAGCCGGCCCUUGCAGCCCAGCAACCACACCGAUUGGGCAAGCGCAUAAACACCACCAACACAAUAGGCAGGAAGGACCCUUUGACCAGCACCUUACCGAUAUCCCAAAACAACAACCUGCACCGCAUCUCUUGCUUAACCUGCAACCUUUGCGAUCCCAGGUUGAUCUUCAGCCCCAACAUUACAUUUUCCCACCGACCGGACCCCUACAUCCACCACAUAAGUCCGCCGACGUCAGCAGGAUCCCAAACGAAACGACGACAGUAUUAA